AUGAACAAUAACAAAGGCCAAUACUCGUAUCCACCUCCUCCUAAUCCAACAUACCAGCAGCAACCUUACUAUCAACCUCCUCCCCAUCAACAACAAUAUUCUCCUUAUCAACAGCAGCCUUAUCAGCAACAGCACCAACAGCAGUAUUAUCAACCACAACCUCCACCCCAAAGUGUAUAUGUACAACAACGUCCACAAGAUUCUGGUGCUGGCGAAGGCUUAUGUCUUGGAUGCUUGACCGCAUGCUGCUUGUGUUGUACUCUGGAUGCGUUGUUUUAG
Molecule: messenger RNA, 279 nt
Organism: Lichtheimia ornata
Lineage: Eukaryota; Fungi; Mucoromycota; Mucoromycetes; Mucorales; Lichtheimiaceae
Exons: 2
Coding region: 1-279 (92 amino acids)
Source: RefSeq, a predicted model, not a curated record